Molecule: messenger RNA, 1438 nt
Organism: Condylostylus longicornis
Lineage: Eukaryota; Metazoa; Arthropoda; Insecta; Diptera; Dolichopodidae
Gene: Zmynd10
Product: zinc finger MYND domain-containing protein 10 homolog
Exons: 6
Coding region: 1-1419 (472 amino acids)
Biological process (GO): outer dynein arm assembly; inner dynein arm assembly; motile cilium assembly
Cellular component (GO): cytoplasm; centriolar satellite
Source: RefSeq, a predicted model, not a curated record
AUGUCUGAAAUAGAAAAAUCGGAAACAAAAAGUGAAGAUUCAAAUAAGUCUUCAGUACCAAUAGAAUUUGUUUUUCCAGAAGAAGCUGAAUAUUUUAUUCAAAGUAUUAGAGAAUUUCAUAUAGAAGAUAUUGGUUCAAAUAAAUGGAUUGAUAAUCAUGAAAUAAUUAUUAAACUAAGUCAACAAGCUGCUUUAGAGGCUAACCAAUAUCGUGAGGAAUCAAUUAAAGAGUACUUGAUUAUACAUGGAAAACUAAAGAUGUUAGUACACGAAGCUUUUCUGAUAAUGAUUUGGAAAACAAAAAUUCUACCAAAAUUAUUAGAUAUUGAUCCAAAUCCACCAGCAAGUUUUUUGCUAUAUUCAAUUCUAUUUCAUGAAGCAUCGUUAAUUUCUUUAUUAGAAGUUGCACUUUAUCAUCAAAAUGGAUGUGAAUCUUUAGGUGAAACAGCUCUUGAUUUAACAGAUUAUUGCGCUUUAGGUAUAUCACAACUUAUUGGUUUGGUGAGUAUGGGACAUCAUGAAAAUUCGACGGAAGUCAGUAUUGAUGAAUCAAUUCUAACUGAAAUGGAGCGUCAAAAAAGAGAUUUAUUGUAUAAGAUAGGAUUACGGUGUAUAUCCAUACUAAAUUAUCUUGCUGAUAAACUAAAUGUUUUACCGUUGAGUGUUGGAUCUCGUAUGAUAUUUGUUCAUGAUAUUCCGUGCCUUUUGAGUGAUGUACUACAUUUAAGGCCUUGGCUGAGAAAAACUAAUAAAGGAUUUGAAAAGUUUUCAGAAGAAAAAUGGAAAUUGGUAGAUAGUGAUGAUCUCUUAAAAGUCGAAAAACUGGAAGCCCAAUCUUGGUUUUGUUUACGUCAACUUUUAUUUAAUCAAAAUUUAAUGUCAUCAUAUGAAAUUAACGAUUUUAGGCAAAGACAUUUAGGAAAGUGUCAGGGGCUUUUGAAUGAAACCAUUGUCGAUCAGUUGCCACCAUUAGCUGAAUUGAAACAUCACUUAGCCACUUUGCAAAUAAGUAAAAACGUAACUUCUAACAAAAAUAAACUAAAUCUCAUUCUAGAGGAAAUUCCUCAAAUUCAAAGCAAAAUUUAUAAAAAAGUCGAACAGGCUGGUGGUUUUACUCAAAUUGCUGCUGGUCAGGCAGAGAAAAUAUUUCUAAACAAACGAGAUGAAAUAUUUGAAUUGGCUAAAAGAUUGAAUAUGGCAUAUAAUACAGAGCUGCUUGCUAAAAUUGAAGAUAUUCAAAAUAAAAACAAGGAAACACUUCCAGCUGAAAAAGGUAAAUGCCAAAAUUGUAAGAAAAAAGCUGAAAAAAAAUGUGCAAAUUGUCUCACGGCAUUUUAUUGCUCAAGAGAAUGUCAGGUUGAACAUUGGUCGGCACAUAAAAGUAUUUGUUUAACUCAACAAAAAGUGGCAGUAAAAUAAGCUUUUUAUUAAAUUGCUG